AUGCCGAAGCCCCUGACGGACCAGGAGAAGAGGAAGCAGAUCUCGGUGCGCGGCCUCGCCGGAGUGGAAAACGUCGCCGACCUCAAGACCAAUUUCAACCGUCACCUGCACUUCACCCUGGUGAAGGACCGCAAUGUGUCCACGAAGCGUGACUACUACUUCGCCCUGGCGCACACUGUCCGCGACCACCUGGUGGGAAGAUGGAUCAGGACGCAGCAGCAUUACUACGAGACAGACCCCAAACGGGUGUACUACCUCUCUCUGGAGUUUUACAUGGGCCGCACUCUGCAGAACACUAUGGUGAAUCUAGCUCUAGAGAAUGCCUGCGAUGAGGCCUUGUACCAGCUGGGUUUGGAUAUGGAGGAGCUGCAGGACAUUGAGGAGGAUGCUGGACUGGGCAAUGGGGGUCUGGGCCGUUUGGCAGCCUGCUUCCUUGACUCCAUGGCAUCUCUCGGUCUGGCAGCCUAUGGCUAUGGAAUUCGGUAUGAGUUUGGAAUCUUCAAUCAGAAAAUUGUUAAUGGCUGGCAGAUUGAGGAGGCAGAUGAUUGGCUGCGCUAUGGCAACCCAUGGGAAAAGGCCCGCCCUGAGUACAUGCGCCCUGUUCACUUCUAUGGCCGAGUGGAGCACACUGCUGACGGAGUCAAAUGGGUGGACACACAGGUGGUGUUAGCUUUGCCGUAUGACACCCCGGUGCCUGGAUACAGGAACAACAUUGUGAACACCAUGAGACUGUGGUCUGCCAAGGCCCCCUGUGAAUUCAACCUCAAGGACUUUAAUGUCGGAGGCUACAUCCAGGCUGUUCUGGACCGAAACCUGGCUGAGAAUAUUUCCCGCGUACUCUACCCCAACGACAAUUUCUUUGAAGGGAAAGAGUUGCGUCUGAAGCAGGAGUACUUUGUGGUGGCUGCUACUCUUCAAGACAUCAUACGUCGUUUCAAAGCUUCUAAGUUCGGCUCCACAGAGGUGGUGCGCAUGGACCUGACCAAAUUACCUGACAAGGUGGCUAUCCAGCUGAAUGACACACACCCAGCCCUUGCCAUUCCAGAGCUGAUGAGGAUCCUGGUGGAUGAAGAGAAGCUCACCUGGGAGGCGGCAUGGGACAUCACAGUUCGUACAUGUGCCUACACUAAUCACACUGUACUGCCAGAGGCUCUGGAGCGCUGGCCUGUCGACCUGUUCCAGAACCUCCUGCCCCGCCACCUGCAGAUCAUCUACGAGAUCAACCGCCGUCACCUGGAGCGUAUCUCCUCUCUGUACCCGGAUGAUCAUGACCGUUUGAGGCGCAUGUCUCUGAUUGAGGAAGGAGAACAAAAGAAGAUCAAUAUGGCUCACCUCUGCAUCGUUGGCUCACAUGCAGUGAAUGGAGUGGCUCGCAUCCACUCUGACAUCAUCAAAAACACAGUUUUUAAGGACUUUUAUGACAUGGACCCACAGAAGUUCCAGAAUAAGACCAACGGCAUCACUCCCCGCCGCUGGCUGGUCAUGUGCAACCCUGGCCUGGCUGAGGUCAUUGCUGAGAGGAUUGGUGAGGACUACAUCCGUGAUCUGGGUCAGCUGAAGAAACUCCUGAAGUUUGUGGAUGAUGAUGCCUUCAUCCGAGAUGUUGCCAAGAUCAAACAGGAGAAUAAAAUGAAAUUUGCUGUGCACUUGGAAGAGCAUUAUAAGGUCAAAAUCAACCCCAACUCCAUGUUUGACAUUCAAGUGAAGAGGAUCCAUGAGUACAAGAGGCAGCUACUGAACUGCCUGCACAUCAUCACCUUCUACAACCGCAUCAAGAAGGAGCCAAACAAAUCCUGGACACCCAGGACAAUCAUGAUUGGAGGAAAGGCUGCCCCAGGAUACCACAUGGCUAAGAGUAUCAUUAGACUCAUCACAGCUAUUGGAGAGGUGGUGAACAAUGACCCAGUAGUGGGGGAUCGCCUUAAGGUCAUCUUCCUGGAGAACUACAGGGUUACACUGGCUGAGAAAGCCAUCCCUGCAGCUGACCUUUCUGAGCAGAUCUCCACAGCAGGGACAGAAGCUUCUGGAACAGGAAACAUGAAGUUCAUGCUAAACGGUGCUCUGACAAUCGGCACUAUGGACGGGGCCAAUGUGGAGAUGGCAGAGGAGGCUGGAGAGGAGAACCUCUUCAUCUUUGGCAUGAGAGUGGAUGACGUAGAGGCUAUGGAUAAGAAAGGCUAUGAUGCUGUUGAAUACUACAAUCGUAUCCCUGAACUUAAGCAGGCCAUGGAUCAAAUUUCCGGAGGAUUCUUCAGCCCCAGCCAGCCAGACCUCUUCAAGGACAUUGUCAACAUGCUAAUGCAUCAUGACAGGUUCAAAGUGUUUGCUGACUAUGAAGAGUACAUCAAAUGCCAGGAGAAAGUUAGUGCUUUGUACAAGAACCCUAAGGAAUGGACCAAGAAGGUGAUCCACAACAUUGGUGGCUGUGGUAAGUUCUCCAGUGACCGUACCAUUUCCCAGUAUGCCCGUGAGAUUUGGGGUGUGGAGCCCAGUUUGGAGAAGAUUGCUGCCCCAGACGACCCUCGCUAGGCAUCCAGCCAGCAUGCAGGAGCUCCAUAUACAAGAGCCAUACACGCAUUUGGUUCAUUUCUCCAUUGUGAAGAUAUGUCUGUCAUUUGUGGUUCUGUCAUUCGGUUAUGUAAGAUUUGUCCUGCAGGACAGCAGAGGUACCUCACGCCACCUGGUUCACUGGCUUCACUUGCAAAAAAAUUUAAUGUUCUGCUCUCUGUGUUGUGUCUUUAAAUGUGUGUGUGUGUGUGAGAAUGGCGCUUUUUAGUCAUGCUGACUUGUACAACCAAACCAGAUGAACCAAAACCCUGCUUUACCAGCAAUAUUACCCAUCUGCCCAAACAUAGAUAGAAAGCUAAGUGUUUAGUGCAAUAUGUUAUGCUGUAAUGGUACUAUGUCUUCCUGUCAUGAACAAAAGAACAGAAAGAAGACCAGUUAUGAUGAAUAAACAUGCACACAUUCAAGCACUGUGACAUGGAGGUUUGACACCGAGGGUUAACUCUAUCAGCGUUUCAUAUCCAUCCUCAAGGAUGACUGGUAUGGGCAAGGACUCACUUUGUUGUGCAGUGAUUCUGCUCGAGAUCUGGUAUUUACAGGCUUUUCCUGAACGUAUCACACACACUGACAUAUUUAACACAGUUGUUUUACACGAGUAUUGAUAUGACAAACAAUAGUAGUUGGAGAUUUUUAUCUGUGUCUUUCCCGUCCUACUGCCUUCUCUCCUGUACUUCCGCUACUUAACACACAUACAAAAACUGCCUUAUUGUGUGUAUGUGCGUGGAAGCAUGCAUAUGUAUGUGUGUUGUUAUCCAUGUGCAAAUGUUAGAGAGCUUGUUACUUUCAUCUACAACUUCCUCUUAUCCUUCCUGGUUCUCAGCCUACACUGUGGGAAGUGAGUCACUUCAGUGAUGUUAAACCUUUGGCCCAGAUCACACACACAUCCAGUGUAUGGCCUAUUAAUCUGCUUGUGUUCAUAGACUACUCCACUCGUAGUAGAAUAAUAUAGAAUAAUAUAUAAUAAAGACUACUGCUACUGAAGUUGUUUAAAGUGGUGUAGCAAAUUGUUUCCACUGGAGUGUGUAGUAUUAUACAUAGUUGAUGAGUGAUGACUGACCAAGAGAACACUGUAGUUAAACUGUUAAGAACUGAUUAGUGAAGAGAAAGAAAAAAGUUAUAUAUACUGCUGUAGGCCAUGUCCCUCUGUAAUCGAUUCUUUGAAUGUUCUUCUGUGUUUGUGGUCGCUGACAGGUCCCACAACACAGUCCAACGGCUAUCAUUGGAAACAAAUGAAAAAUAAAGAUGAUCUAACCAUAUUACACAAA
Molecule: messenger RNA, 3830 nt
Organism: Pygocentrus nattereri (red-bellied piranha)
Lineage: Eukaryota; Metazoa; Chordata; Actinopteri; Characiformes; Serrasalmidae
Gene: pygmb
Product: phosphorylase, glycogen, muscle b
Exons: 20
Coding region: 1-2529 (842 amino acids)
Biological process (GO): glycogen catabolic process
Cellular component (GO): cytoplasm
Molecular function (GO): glycogen phosphorylase activity; pyridoxal phosphate binding
Source: RefSeq, a predicted model, not a curated record